Molecule: messenger RNA, 3370 nt
Organism: Austrofundulus limnaeus
Lineage: Eukaryota; Metazoa; Chordata; Actinopteri; Cyprinodontiformes; Rivulidae
Gene: mboat1
Product: membrane bound O-acyltransferase domain containing 1
Exons: 13
Coding region: 285-1814 (509 amino acids)
Biological process (GO): lipid modification
Cellular component (GO): membrane
Molecular function (GO): acyltransferase activity
Source: RefSeq, a predicted model, not a curated record
ACAUCAAGCCUCGGCUUGCGGGCUUUUAUUUUGUAAACAGGAAGUAGUAUUUCACCUGACGCAGAGAGGAGGAGAGAAGCGAGAAGAAGGGAGAGUCCGUAGAAGGAGGAGGAGGCGCAUUGUUUCUGAUUUAAAAUCCAGACUGGUUCGGCUUGUCACACGCCCUCUCGGCAGGGUGAUGUUUCAGUCACUGAAAACAUUUUUUUUUCCCACGUAAAAAAGGCGGACGACAGAAGCGGAAGAGCACCGAGUCGAGGCGUCUCGACUGAAAAAAGCUACGCAGGAUGAGCGAGCGCGCGACGGAAUCAACCAUGUUUAAAACAACUGGAUCCAAGUUGUUGCUGCCUGCCAGUCAGUCCUCGGGCUUGUCUAUUGACCAGGUGAAUUUCCUGGCCUGCCAGUUUUUUGCUCUGGCUGCUGCCUUCUGGUUUCGCCUCUACCUCAGUCCCAGCCAUGCCAGUCCUCUGGUCAGGCAUGCCUUCGCCACGCUCCUCGGGACGGGCUUUCUCAUCUUCUGCUUUGGAUGGUACUCCGCUCACAUCCUGACCGCGGUGGCUGUAAACUACUUAAUCAUCAUUAAAGCCGACAUGGAUAAUGUACACCGGUACACCAUGGUGACAGCUAUGGGCUAUCUGACGGCAUGCCACGUGAGCAGAGUCUUCAUCUUUAACUAUGGGAUACUUUCCACCGACUUUUCUGGACCUUUGAUGAUCGUAACCCAGAAGAUAACCAUGUUGGCUUUCCAGCUUCAUGAUGGUCUGUGUAAGAAAAGUGAACAGCUGACAUCAGAUCAGAAGUUCAUGGCUAUAAAAACGAGGCCGUCUCUCCUGGAGUACCUGAGUUAUAACUUGAACUUCCUGAGCGUCCUGGUGGGGCCGUGCAGUAACUAUCAGGACUACAUCGACUUCAUAGAGGGCAGACACAUAAGCCGCCGGCUGAAGCAGCACACUGCCACGUGUAACGGGCAGAACGGUCACAAUAAGACACCUGACAUAUCGCCUUUUAAAGCGGUGUGUCGAAAGCUUCUGGUGUGCUGCGGCUGUUUGCUCCUCUACUUCUAUGUGACUCGCUCGCUGCCCAUAACCUUUAACGUCGACCCCGACUUCCUCAGCCAGACCCCGUUCCUCUACAGACUCACUUAUGCUUUCUUCUCCAUUCAAGCAGCGAGACCCAAGUUCUACUUCGCCUGGACGCUCGCUGAUGCAGUGAACAACGCUGCAGGGUAUGGGUUUGAAGGUUUGGAUGCAAGUGGAAAACCCUCCUGGGACCUGGUCUCUAACAUCAACAUUGUUGGGAUUGAGACAGCAACCAGCUUUAAGACUUUCAUAGACAACUGGAAUAUUCAAACUGGGAUUUGGCUCAAAACGGUUUGUUAUGACCGAGCCCCAAAGCAUCGGUUAGCGCUGACCUUCGUCCUGUCUGCUCUGUGGCACGGCGUUUAUCCCGGUUACUACUUCACCUUCAUCACUGCCAUCCCCAUCACCAUGGCUGCUCGAGCUAUACGGAGGUCUGUUCGGCAUUACUUCCUGGGCUCCAGAGCUUUGAAGUUGGGUUACGACAUCGUAACGUGGGCGGCCACCCAGCUGACAAUCUGCUAUACCGUCAUGCCUUUUCUGCUUCUUUCAGUUGACAACACUUUGCUUUAUUACAGGUCCAUGUAUUUCCACGUGCACAUCCUCAGCCUCCUGGCUGCAGUUGCUCUGCAUCGGAACCAGAAACCCAGAGAAACCUCGACGUCCGUUUCCCCCGCCUCCUCCUCCUCCUCAGCCCAGCUCCAGCCUGUUCACUCCAACAAUAACGUCAAAGUUCACUGAAAACUCCUCCUUAGCUUCGUUACAAGCAGCUCGGUCUUCUCACAGGGACAAACGGUACAGUUUCAGGUUCUCUACCUGUGACACUGUGUGCUCACAGCAAGGGUCCUGUCAUUUAGAGAUGUGUGUGUGUUUGUGUGUGUGUGACUGUUUGCACAGAGUUACAUGCCACCUGCCUCUAUCAGUGACUGUGUGUGUGAGGACUGUCGGUGUUAGCCCCAACGCUAACAGAAUACUGCAAACUUCAGCUAAAACUGCACCUUCCCUGAGUGAUGAGCCUCUUUCUAUAAAAAAAAAAGAAGAAGAAACUUGAUUCUAUUUCUGUGGAUUAUUAAGAGAUAAAGUUGUGUUACAAACUGAACCAGCUAAAAAUCUGAUUGGAGGAAAAACAAAUUGUUCUCACUGCUGGAAUCACCUUUGAAACAACAGGAUUUAAUGACAACUCUGGUCUGUAAAGUUUCCUAAAAGCUGGUAUUGAGCGUGGACACAUGCCUCUCAUGCGUUUGGUGCUGGUUACCUGUGACCAUGAGGGGACUGUGAGGGGGUCCGACGGAACCAGCUGACUGAACAACCUGCUGGUCUUGAUGACGUCGUGAAGGAAAGUUUUCAGGCUAAAACUCAAACAGCUCAGCGUCUCUACACGUUACCCACCAGCAGCGUUGACUGAUCUUUGUUUCCCCGCACCGAUAACUGGAAGUGAUUAUAUUUCCGCUCCACUUGCUCGUACUUUUGCACAGUUAAAGCUGCUGAAAUGAAAGUUUGUUGAAUCGCAGGUGGUCAGAAACGUGCCGCAGAGAUGUCUGAAAAGGAGUGUGUUACAUACACUCCUGUGCGCCUCUUUUUUGCUGAUUAAUUUAAACAAUAAUUCAUUAUUAAUUCUGCAAACAGCUCAUGAAUGCAGUAUCAGCUUUUUAACUUUUGUCUAAACCUAUAUUUUGGACUUGAAAAUGGACUCUUUUUGUAUUCUUUUUUUAGUCUAAAGCCUCGGAGGCGAGUCUUAUGAGGGGAGAAACAAAAAGACAUGAAUAGUUUUGCUCUUUUCUUUCUAAGACAAGUGAUAACGUAACAAAGGAGGCAUCAGCUGCUGAUUUUUAACUGUGGAACUUAUUUUAAGGACCCAUGUUUUGGGUUAAAGAUGUCACUGUUGUUUUGCUCGUUGUAUUUAAAUGCACAAAGGAUCUCACAAAUAAUGAAGGGCCAGUGAUGGCUUUUUACUGGUCAUUAAACAGUUCUUAACAUUUGCGAGCUAUAUUUUUUAUGACACAGUGUUGAUGGGGAGUUGGUUAAAUAAAGGAAAAAAAACUUUCCCUGACAUUAUGUUGGUGGCACCAUUUGUCUACAUGUGAGCGAUAUGUUGUUUUUUAGAGCAUGGAGGAGGAGACGAGCAGCUGUUGGAAUGAUUUAACACAUGAUUUGUGUGUAGUCACUGUGAGAGUGUGUGUGUAUGCCUCUGAUGUUUCUGUGGAUGCCACUGCUGUUUUUUUUAAAGUACUGUUUGGAGAAAAGAGUGAUUUGUAUAAAUUAAAGCUUAAAAAGAAAUAAACUUUUACUUAAACCCA